AAAAAAACACUAAAGCCCUAAAAAUCUUAACUCUGGUGUUGCCGUAGCCACUUUGUCUCUUGUUGUACUGGAAACACACUCAACUCAACUUCCCGCCGGAAAACGCAACCAGAGCUCAUCGUCAGCCACCACGUCAGAAACUCUCCACAAACAGUUUGUGGCAGAUUGAUUAUCAGCAAUGGAGCACGGUUCAUACACUGAUUUGAGUAAAUCAACGUUUUCUCUCAUGGAUGAGGAUCACACCUUUGCUAAUUCUGUUAGAUUCACCUUGAAUCAAGAUCCAAGAGUGACAUUUUGUGGGUACAGCAUUCCACAUCCUUCAGAAAAUCGUGUCAAUGUCAGAGUCCAGACAACUGGGGAUCCAGCAUGUGAGGUGUUAAAAGAUGGUUGUCAAGAUCUGAUGCUUAUGUGCCAGCAUGUUAGAAACACUUUUGAGAAGGCAGUUAAUGAUUUUAAAACCAGCAAAACUGAGGAUCAUAUGAAUAUAUGAACUAAUAUGUUAGAUAUAGUUUAUUUAUAUUUUGCAGUAGAUGUGUUAUUUGAACAUUAAAAUAUAGUCUCCUUAUGUAUUUAUCUCUAUUUCUUUUUAUCUUCUACAACCAAGUGUAUGUUUGAAAAUACAGUGGGAUUGUGUUCUAAAUCAUGGUGGAUUGAAGUUACAAGAAUUAGUUCUCAUUUUCUACUA
Trifolium pratense (red clover) is the source of this 685-nucleotide messenger RNA. Its product is annotated as DNA-directed RNA polymerases I and III subunit RPAC2-like. The record is from RefSeq and is a predicted model, not a curated record. Bases 179 to 490 code for a protein of 103 amino acids. Gene Ontology annotation, molecular function: DNA-directed RNA polymerase activity; DNA binding; protein dimerization activity. The transcript has 4 exons. Lineage: Eukaryota; Viridiplantae; Streptophyta; Magnoliopsida; Fabales; Fabaceae. Gene Ontology annotation, biological process: DNA-templated transcription. Gene Ontology annotation, cellular component: RNA polymerase III complex; RNA polymerase I complex.